Messenger RNA from Lathyrus sativus (Indian pea), 795 nucleotides. The record is from the annotation of a GenBank genome assembly. Lineage: Eukaryota; Viridiplantae; Streptophyta; Magnoliopsida; Fabales; Fabaceae.
AUGGACGCUGCAAAAAUUCAUGGUGUGUUGGCAUGUACUGAUGAAGCGGUUCUUCCAGUUAGUCAAGUGUUUGAUGCGAUUAGAGAACUUGGAGAUGAAGGGGUUGAGAAAUUGGAUCCUUUGGUUAUUACAUCUGUGUCAUCAAUGAGCAAGUUUCCAGUGGAACCUUCCUCUGUGGAUUUGGUUGUUUUAAUCUGGAAGUCUCUUGAUUUUCCUAUCAACCAACUGACUCAAGAAGUCCUUAGAGUGUUAAAAGCUGGUGGGACAACUCUUAUUCGCAAGUCUUCCCAAUCUGCUGUGGGUUUAGAUGAUAAGACUAUACCUGAUCUUGAAAACAAGUUGUUAUUGGCAGGGUUUUCAGAAAUCCAGGCUUUGCAAUCUUCUGCGAUAAAAGCUAAAAAGCCUUCAUGGAAAAUUGGUUCAUCUUUUGCACUAAAAAAGGUUGUGAAGAGUUCCCCUAAAGUGCAAAUUGAUUUUGAUUCUGAUCUGAUUGAUGAAAAUAGUCUUUUGUCUGAAGAAGAUUUAAAGAAACCUCAACUGCCAUCUGGUGAUUGUGAAAUUGGAACUACAAGAAAGGCCUGCAAAAAUUGCUCAUGUGGGAGGGCAGAAGAAGAGGAAAAAGUAUUCAAGUUAGAAUUGACAGCAGAACAGAUUAAUAAUCCUAAAUCAGCUUGUGGCAGUUGUGGGCUAGGGGAUGCAUUUAGGUGCAGUACCUGCCCUUACAAGGGACUGCCUACCUUCAAAAUGGGCGAGAAGGUUGCAAUUUCAAAUAACUUCCUUACUGCAGACAUAUGA